This is a messenger RNA of Caenorhabditis elegans, 559 nucleotides long. It is a transcript of the gene T25G3.1, whose product is annotated as DUF4604 domain-containing protein. The transcript has 3 exons. Lineage: Eukaryota; Metazoa; Nematoda; Chromadorea; Rhabditida; Rhabditidae. The record is from RefSeq and is marked reviewed. Bases 16 to 486 code for a protein of 156 amino acids.
UUUCAGCUACGGAACAUGUCAAAGCGAGGACAAUCAUCUUCAAUGUCUUACAAAGACAAGGCAAAUCUUCAUUUCGUCGAACAAGAAGAGCCCGCUUUUAUUAAAGCAAUGAAAGCAAAAUUGGGAUACAAGGAACCAGCUAAGCUCGAGGACAAGUACGAAGAUGAGGCCGGCCCAGCCGAUUUUGACGACGAUGAAACUGAUUUAAUGCGGAUGAAGGAAGAAGAUAGACCACAGGUGGUUGUGUUAAACGAAAAGACUGAUUUGACGAAAGAAGAGCUUGAAAAAGAGCUGGAAGAAAAGAAAAAGGAAGAAGGUGACAAAUUGAUUGCCGAAGGGAAAAUCACUUUCAAGAAACCAACAAAACGAGCAGGAGAUAGUGCUGCAGCUGACGAAGAAGAAAAGAAGAAGAAGAAGAAUGCUCCCUUGCCAAAAGUUCAAAAAGGUCUCUUAUCGUUUAACGAUGAAGAUGAAGAAGAAUAUUAAUUUUUUCCGUUUUUAUCUUGUUUUAUUGAAUCUAAAAUUAUUACCUUCGCUGAAUAAAGCGUAUUGAUCUCUC